UGUGCAGGGGUGUCCCUGGGCGUAUAUGCAGCUAGGUCCGAUGAACCUGGCCCAGAGGGCCUCACCUCCACCUCUCUGCUGGACCUCCUGUUGCCCACUGGCCUGGAGCCAUUGGACUCAGAGGAGCCCAGUGAGGCCAUGGGACUGGGAGCUGGCCUGGGAGCCCCUGGGUCAGGCUUCCCUAGUGAAGAGAGUGAAGAGUCCCGAAUUCUGCAGCCACCACAGUACUUCUGGGAAGAAGAGGAGGAGCUGAAUGACUCUAGUCUGGACCUGGGACCCACUGCAGAUUAUGGUUUUCCAGACUUGACUGAGAAGGCAGGUCCCAUAGAGGACACCAGCCAGGGUCAAGAGGCGUCCAGCCUCCCCCCUCCCUUGCCUAAGAUGAACCUGGUAGAGCCACCCUGGCAUAUAGCUCCUGGAGAGGAGGAAGAGGAGAAGGAAGAGGUAGAGAAAGAAGAGGAAGAGGAGAAGGAGGAACUGCUGCCUGUAAACAGAGCCCAAGAAGAAGCCCAAACUCAGGUCCACGACUUGUCUCCCACCAGCAGCAGCCAGACUCCCCUGGCUCCCAAACACAGGCAUGAAGAUUCUGGGGACCAGGCCUCCUCAGGUGUGGAGGUAGGGAGCAGCAUGGAGCCAAGCCUGUCACCACCCUCAUUCACCCCAAGCACAGUGACCCUGGGGGGUCAGGACUUCACCAGCCAGGAGACAGGGGGCACAGUGCUGCCAGCUGCAGGGCGUGAGGUAGAGUUUGAGGCUCCUCAGGAGGCCAUUGAAGAGGCUACUAUAGGAAUCGCUGUAUUGGCUGGCACGCAAGGGGAGGUGCUGUCCUUGGCCUCAUUCCCUCAAGCAGAAGCCCCCAGUGGGGCUGAAACCCCAAAUGAAGACCCCCUUUACCCUGGAGCUUCAGCUGCUUUACCCCUGGCCCCCCAAGACAUGGAGCUGACACCUUCCUCUACUACCUUGGGACAAGAAGACCUCAGCCAGCAGCCCCAGGAAAGGCAGGCUGCCGAAGCUCAAUCCAGAAUCCCCUGGGAUUCUACUCAGGUGGUCUGCAAAGACUGGAGCAAUCUCGCUGGGAAAAAUUACAUCAUUCUGAACAUGACAGAGAACAUAGACUGUGAGGUGUUUCGGCAGCAUUGGGGGCUGCAACUCCUGGCCCUGGUGGAGGAGGUGCUACCCCGCCAUGGUAACGGCCACCACGGGGACUGGCACAUCUCCCUGAGCAAGCCCAGUGAGAAGGAGCAGCACCUUCUAAUGACCUUGGUGGGCGAGCAGGGGGUGGUGCCCACUCAAGAUGUCCUUUCUAUGCUGGGUGAUAUCCGCAGGAGUCUGGUGGAGAUUGGCAUCCAGAACUACUCCACAACAAGCAGCUGCCAGGCCCGGGCCAGCCAGGUGCGUAGUGACUAUGGGACACUCUUUGUGGUGCUGGUGGUCAUCGGCGCCAUCUGUGUGAUCAUCAUUGUGUUGGGCCUGCUCUACAACUGCUGGCAGCGACGGCUGCCCAAGCUCAAACAUGUGUCGCACGGCGAGGAGCUGCGCUUCGUCGAGAACGGCUGCCACGACAACCCCACGCUGGACGUGGCCAGCGACAGCCAGUCGGAGAUGCAGGAGAAGCAACCCAGCCUGAACGGCGGCGGGGCCGUGAACGGCCCGGGGGGCUGGAGCGCGCUCAUGGGGGGCAAGCGGGACCCUGAGGACUCGGACGCGUUUGAGGAGGACACGCACCUGUGAGGGCUUGCGCGCCGGCGCCGCGCCCUGACCAGCGGGGCGAACCCAAGGCGCACAGUUGUGCCCCCUCCUUCUCGCCUCCACCCCCCGCAGCCAGGUUCCCGGUGCCGGCUCCUCCCGCUCCCUACCCAAAACAGUCUUGG
Messenger RNA from Miniopterus natalensis, 1871 nucleotides. NCBI's taxonomy places the organism in Eukaryota, Metazoa, Chordata, Mammalia, Chiroptera, Miniopteridae. The record is from RefSeq and is a predicted model, not a curated record.